GCCCUGCACCUCUGCGGUCAGCAGCGGCCUGAAAUCCCACCAUCAGUGCGCCUUAAUCUCCUCCGAGCACACUGAUCUGGGGCAUCCCGGCCGGUUCCAGGGAAUGAGGAUCUGGGGGCGGGGGAGGCCGGCCCUGGCAGAUCUUCCAUUCCCUUCGCCCAGAUGGAGCGGGUGGUAGUGAGUAUGCAGGACCCCGACCAGGGCGUGAAGAUGCGGAGCCAGCGCCUGCUUGUCACCGUCAUUCCCCACGCAGUGACUGGCAACGAUGUCGUGGAGUGGUUGAUUCAAAAGUACUGCAUCGCAGAGGAUGAGGCCCUGCACCUGGGCACACUCCUGGUGCAGCAUGGCUACCUAUACCCACUGCGAGACCCCUGCCGCCUCCUGCUCCGGCCGGAUGAAACACCCUAUAGGUUCCAGACGCCCUAUUUCUGGAUGAGCACCCUGUGGCCAGCCGCUGAGCUAGACUAUGCCAUCUACCUGGCCAAGAAGAACAUCCGAAAGCAGGGGGCCCUGGUUGACCAUGAAAAGGCCCACUAUGACCAGUUGCACAGGAAGAUCAACCACACAUGGGACCUGGUGGUGAUGCAGGCGAGAGAGCAGCUGCGGGCAGCUAAGCAGCGCAGGAAGGGGGACAGGCUGGUCAUCGCAUGCCAGGAGCAGACGUACUGGCUGGUGAACAGGCCCCCGCCAGGGGUUCCCAGUGUGCUGGAGCAAGGUCCAGAGAGGGGUUCCUGCACUGCCAGACAGGUGCAGAUGACCAAGACGGUGGAUUUCUAUAAGCGGGAGGUAGGUGGCUGGGGGUGUGUGGGGGCGUUGGGGAGGUGGGGGUUGGGGGGUGGGCUGACAGAGUUCAGUGGUGAGAAGCCCCCCUCCCCCGCUCCUGGCCCCCAUCAAAGAGGCUGCUGCCUGGGCACCCCUCCUGAGUUUCCACCAGCCCUGGGUGUGCCUGAUCUGAUGCCCGGAUCCCUAGCCGAGAACCUCAGCUUCUGGGAGGCCUGUGAGGAGCUGCGCCACGGAGGGCAGGCCCAGGUCCCCGCCCUGGUAGACGCCGUGUACCAGCAGUUCCUGGCCCCUGGCGCUGCCCGCUGGGUCAACAUUGACAGCCGGACGAUGGAGCGAACUCUGGAGGGUCUGGGUCGGCCCCACCGCCACGUGCUGGACGACGCCCAGCUGCACAUCUAUAUGCUGAUGAAGAAGGACUCGUACCCGAGGUUCCUGAAGUCGGACCUGUACAAAGACCUGCUGGCGGAGGCUGUGGUCCCCCUGGAGAUGAAGCGCCGGGUGUUCCCAUUCAUGUGGAAGCCGCGGCAUUCCAGCCCCAGCCUUGCUCUCCUUCCCACCUCCACCUCUGGGGAGCCUGAGGCUGCUGCCGGUAGCCCUGGGGAUGGUGAUGGGGAGACCUAGGUGGGCCUGAGUGGGAGGAGGUGGCCAUCAUGCCCUUGUCACCCUCCUCUUGCCCAGGGUCCUGACAGCUACUGAGACCCCCAGCACGGGGUCCCCUCUUGCCCAGAGGGCCCAGCCUUGUGGGGAGGGAGUGGGGGAGGACGCCAUCUCCAGGGAUCCUCGUUUUCCCUUGUCACACCCUCCUUCCAGAAGGGUCUGGUCAACAGGCUGAUCCCCACAAGGCAGGGGGGCCCUGGACUGAGUUGGCAGAGGCCUGGCAUUCCUCGCUGGCACCCAGCCCCACCUUUGGAACCGACACUCAGAGUAAGAGGCACAGUCUGGUGGUCACCAGCAGGGGGCAUGGAAGUGCAGGGGGAUGUGCCACUCCCACCAGGCCGCACCAGCCUUCCUCUUCCGUGGUCUCCCAGAGGCCGCAGCUUUGCCACCCUGUUGGACAGAAAUGGUUCCAGCCCUGUCACCCCUCCACCAACCAGUUCUGGUUCACAGUAGGGGCAGUAGAGCCUUUUGGGGAAAGAUGCCAGUGGUCCUUGCUCAGAAGGCCCCCUCCCCGAGACUGUGGGUGAUACUCACGUGAAAGCUCCUUUGGAGGUGCAGCCAGACACCCCUCCCUCAGGGCUGGUCACACCCUCCCGCUCCUGGCACAGAAAUAAAAGACCCUCGGAUUCUCUGAGCCUGA
Messenger RNA from Vicugna pacos (alpaca), 2080 nucleotides. The record is from RefSeq and is a predicted model, not a curated record. NCBI's taxonomy places the organism in Eukaryota, Metazoa, Chordata, Mammalia, Artiodactyla, Camelidae.